Caenorhabditis sp. 36 PRJEB53466 is the source of this 2051-nucleotide messenger RNA. Lineage: Eukaryota; Metazoa; Nematoda; Chromadorea; Rhabditida; Rhabditidae. The record is from the annotation of a GenBank genome assembly.
AUGUGCAAAUCAAAUGAAGGAAAGCUGGUCGUGCGCAACACAACGCAGCUACGUGAAACAAUUGCAAGAUUCUGUGUUAAUGGAGGGCUUGUCAGUUUCCGUCAAGCGGAAUCUCAAUCGUUCCAAGAGUUUGUUCAGGAAAUUAUGGUGAUUUCGUAAGCAUUCGAAGCAAAAUAAUGGCCAUAUGAAGACAUAUUUACAGAAAUUAUUCCUCCGCGCAUGAGCCACCUUCGUUCCCGUCACGAUCGUGUCUCCGAGAAUCGGUGGAAAGACACUGAAAAGACAUCGUUUGUGCAAUUGCUGACGAGGUUUUGCAUGCAGUAAUCAAUACUGAGAUGUAAAUUUGUAAUGUACAGAUUCGCCCGUACGUCCGGAACAAAACGGCUACUCUGGUCAUCGACUUCGGAUGCCAUGUGCAUAACUACAUGUGCGCAUUCAUCUCGUUCGUCUGCUCAGCGAACGGGACACCUUCUCUUCGUAUCGUCCCCUACGCUUUCAGUCUUAUGUAUGAAGUGAAAACGGCGGAAAACGUCAAAGCGCUGUUGGUUAGGUGCGGAGACAAAUUGGGUCUCUCGGAGCCGGACGUGUUAUCUCUGAAUGUGGUCUCCGACGGCGCGAAGAAUCUCAAAGCCAUGGGAUCUCGACAUUUCUGCUCUUGGACGCUUUGUGCGUGCCACGCUCUACAAAAAAUGACCUAUUGAAAACGCCUUUCAAUUUGAUGUUGCUGCAGCAAAAGAUGCGUUUGCCAAAGCUUCCCAGAAACUAUGUCGAGACACGCUGGUUGUCUCUCCUUCGAUGCACCGACAUUCUUGAUUUGUCUCCAUCGAUUGCGCAAUGCUCAAUGAAAGAAGUGACGAAACUCUUAGCGGAGAUUGAAGAGGAGCGGUCCACAAUAACAGCGUCAUUGGCAGUUCUCCAAAAAUUCGAAGCGCUUUUACUCUUUUUCGAGGUUAAAUGCACCGAACUACUAUUCAACAUCAUCUCACGUAUUACAGAAAUCAGACGUCACCAUACAAUACUAUUUACCUCUUCUCACGGACAUGAAAGCUAGAAGAAGACGACUAUGCUGUAAAACCAGCUAAAAUGACAAAAGCAUUAAUGGUUUUCAUUACAGCUUGUUGCUUGCCUAAACCGCAGUGCCCGGAUCGUAACGGACGAGUAUCUCAGCCUUGACAUUUCUGAACUGGACCUCAAAGCUUGUCUUCUCACACCUGGACUUAAAAGGAUGAGUAGGCUCCAGGAUGAGCAUCGUCAAAAAGUUGGAUAUUUAUUGACUCAGGUCUCAUUUCAUCGUAUUUCAGGCGAUCGAUUGUGUCAAGGAGCAAUUGGCCGCGAUGAAAUUGGACGGUUUCGACCACGCCACUCAAGUUCCGGAGAACCGAAACAGCUCUCGAAAGUAACACUACGAUAACGUGCGGCACAUACUGUUGAAAAAAAAAGGUUCGACAUUGGAAUCGAAGCUGGCAGCGUGCCAAGGCCCUGCCUCCCAAACGCAUAUGCUGCGCACGAUUGUUGCAACAUUGCCGCACGCUUUAUUGUUCUUCGUCUUUGUCUUUAUUUUUCGGCUAAAAAUCAGCAGAAACUUCGGUGUUCAUCCGGUUUUUCUCAUUUUUUAACCGUAUAUAUCGCUGUUAAUCGUUUUUUGCAAUUAAAUGUCAACUUUGAACACCGAUUUAUCGACUUUCCGCUUAAAUAAUCGAAGAUUGCUCAAUUUCUAUUUUUCUCCUUUCGAUUUCAACGAAUUUUGAUGAUUUUCAGGGUUUCCAUCGUCGGAGCAGCCGAACGAGCAACACAAUAACAUAGAUUUCUUAUUUUCGUGUGAGUUUUUUGACGAAACAAUCGCUUUUUUUCACCGAGCAACAUUUGCAGGUUCUCCGUCACUCCGCCGCCGUCAACGCAAAGCGGAAAGUAUCGCGUCGCUCGAAGAAGUCAUCAAAAGAUCUGGAAUGUUGUCGUGUUAGUCUGAACAUGCACUAAAUCUGUUUCUCUCCGCCUCUGUUUUCAGAAUCCGUGCAACGAGCGCUUCAAGCGGAAGAAAAGGAAAACAAUAA